CAACGACAUCACUAAAUAGUCUCUCGGAGUUGUUUGCUUCUCUCACUUUACCAAUCUCUUUUAGUUAAUACAUCUUCCUUCUCCUUCCUUCCUUCUUCCUCAACCGAUUUGAUUUCUUCAAUCAAUCGCAACCAGAGAAAUUUGGCGUAGAGAUUUACAUUUGUAAUGGCGGACCAAACCACCGAUUCAACAUCUCCUGCGGCUCCUGUCUCCACAUCGUCUCCUAAGAAAGAAAUCAGCAAUCCAGUUGAUUCGAAGCUCACUGAACUAAGCGAAUCAAGGGCCGAGUUACUUAACAGGAUCCAGAAUCUCAAACAGGACUUGCAAAGUUGGAGAGGUAAGCUCGACACCCAAGUUCAAGUCUACCGUGAGGAGCUCUCUGGGCUGAAGAAGACUCUCAAUCUUGAAGUUGAGCAGCUCCGUGAGGAAUUCAAAGACCUGAAAACCACUUUGAAUCAGCAGCAAGACGAUGUUUCUGCUAGCCUCAAAAGCUUAGGCCUACAAGGUAAACCUAAAGAUUCAGAAGGGGAAAUGGAUAAGAAAAGCGAGGCGAAAGAAGAGAAAGUGGAAGCUCGGUUGAAAGAAGCAGAAGCAGAGCACAAUUAGACCAUGAAAAUGUUUCUUCUUUCUUUUAUCAUCUUAUGGCUACCUACACUACUACGUUUGUGAUUGUAACGUUACUCUUUUUAAUAUGCUAGUAUUGUGGUUUAGUUA
This is a messenger RNA of Raphanus sativus (radish), 714 nucleotides long. RefSeq lists its product as uncharacterized. The transcript has 7 exons. Lineage: Eukaryota; Viridiplantae; Streptophyta; Magnoliopsida; Brassicales; Brassicaceae. The record is from RefSeq and is a predicted model, not a curated record. The coding region runs from base 166 to 606 and encodes 146 amino acids.